AUGAUAACUAGGAGCUGUAAUCAAGUGCCUAUAUAAUAAUCUAAGUUGUUACAGCCAGUAAAACCACAUCAUCCCGGCCUCACUAGCCCAGGCAGUUGUAUGAGAGAAGAAUUUGCUUGGGAUUAUAAUCUGUCGUGAAUCAGUGGGAAUAACUUAGUUGGGACAACGACAGUGGCCAUAAUUAGUAAAGUUAUUCAUGAAGGGGCAGAUGAAAAGUUAGUGUGGCAGUUGUUGAGGGAACUUUGCCCGGAGCAGCACCCGGGGGAAAUGGUUCUUAGUGACAUCCAGUGCUGACAGCUGAGUAAACUCGCUACAUUAUUAUCAAAACCACAUAAUUUCCUUCAGAAAUUAAAGAAUAAUUUGUGUCCAAAAUAAUUUUCUGUUGCCGUAAAGAGCGAGCUGGCCGGGAUGAGUUUAAUACCAAAGACAGUUCAAGAUUUCAGUUCAAAGGAUUACUGGAAUACAUUUUUCUCCAAGAGAGGCGACAAAGUAUUUGAAUGGUAUGGAGACUAUGCAGAACUGUGUGGAAUCCUUCAUAAGUAUGUCCGGCCACAAGACAACAUCCUAGUACCAGGUUGUGGGAGUUCCACAAUCAGUGCCGACCUAUAUAAAGUGGGAUACAAGUGUAUCACUAAUGUGGACAACAGUGAGGUUGUUAUUAAACAAAUGCACGAGAGGUACAGUUCAGAUUGUCCGGAUAUGAAAUGGAUGAAAAUGGACAUCACUGCAUCAUCAUUUCAGAAUGAAGAAUUUACUUGUGUGUUGGAUAAAGCCACAUUAGAUGCACUUAUGACAGAUGGCUCCUCUGAAGUUGUCUCUCUUGUCAACAAGUAUUUUGAUGAGAUGAGCCGAGUGUUGCGUGUGGGAGGUCGAUACGUGUGUGUCACACUGCUUCAGGCUCACAUCCUCGAACAUGUUCUCAACUGGUUCCCCAAGAAUGGAUGGAUUAUGAGGAUAUGCAGAUGUGAAGAUGCUGAGAAGUCACAGGCAGAGUCUGGAAAUUUCUCUUUCCCUGUGUUUGUCCUUGUGUGUACCAAGUUCAGGCACGUGGACAACUUUAAGCAAGUUAUUGAGGUUGAGCUUGGAGGAGAGGGAGUGCACAGAGUGGAGAGCACACAGGAGGUGGUGCGUAACAUUCAGCAACUUCAACAGUUUUCUCUCCUGCGACACACCCUCCAUUCACAGCACAUUGCAGGAGAGGACACGUCAGUGGAGCUGUGUGACCCAAAGACAGGAGGAGUAAGAUAUGUUCUCCACAUUGUUGACUCUCUCAAGAAGUCCAACAGCCUGAAAUUUGCUGUAUUCAUUGUUCCACAUGGAAGGGAACAUGAGUGGAUGUUUGGAAGCCAGAGAGGAAGGGAGAAGCUUGCGGAGAGUGCUGGUGCACGACGCCUGGUGGUGGUGCACCUCAUGAGGGGACAAACAUACCACAGCUUACAAGGAAUACAAGAGGAACUCUCUGCAAGAGUUAUGGAGUUGGCUCCUUCUGCACUACCAUCUAACACAAAGAUACCAUUCUUAUCUGUUGGUGAAGACCUGGGGUCCAGGAAAGAAGUAACUCGCGGCCAGAGUCAGUACUCUGGUGACUAUCUGGUGGAGGAUGUCCAACCUCCCGGGGCUUCAAAACUCAGACGACUCAUAUUCUUGGCCAAUCAAAAUGUAGUGCAGUCUGAAGCCAAACUGAUAACAGUGAAGGAAAAGAAGAAGAAAGGUGGUGUAAAGGAGAAAGUUAGUGUAGAUUACUCCUUCCUGUCAUGUGAACAUCAUGUGGCGAUGGUGGGAGGGAUGGGUCUGGUGGAACUUGCCUCGGACCUUCUGCUAGUCGGCCUGGGUGGCGGACCUCUCGCCACCUACAUCCAUAAGUACUUCCCUAAGGUUACGGUGACGGCAGUUGACAUUGACCCCAGUAUGGUACACAUUGCCCAGAAGUGGUUUGGCUUUGUGCCUAAUUCAAGACUGAAAGUAGAAAUCAAUGAUGGCAUCAAAUAUAUUCAGAGUGCAGCAGCAGAUGGAACCAAAUUCAACGUGAUCAUGUUUGAUGUGGACUCUAAGGAUUCGACGGUGGGUAUGAGCUGCCCUCCUCAAGCAUUCAUUGAGAUCAGUUUCUUGGAAGUGGUCUCAAGUUGCCUCAAGGAAGGAGGAGUACUGAUUGUGAACCUCGUGUGCCGAGAUGUGCAACUGAAAAAGAAAACUUUGGAAGAUGUGAAGUCAGUAUUCCCAGUGGUUCUCUGCCAGCAAAUUCCUGAAGAAGUUAACUGUGUGCUUUUUUGUUUAUUAUCUGGAUUGAAACGUCCAGAAAAAAUUAAAUUAAGAUUUGAGAAAGGGCUCCGUACUCUUAAUGAGUCUCUCAAACAACAGCAAAAAACCAAUGAAGAUAUUUUUUCUUUUUCAGAAAUUACAGAAAAUUUGACUAUUGUAUAACUAUUAAAGUUGUUACUAAAUAAAACUAUAUUGAUCCUAA
Messenger RNA from Procambarus clarkii (red swamp crayfish), 2461 nucleotides. RefSeq names its product eEF1A lysine and N-terminal methyltransferase. Lineage: Eukaryota; Metazoa; Arthropoda; Malacostraca; Decapoda; Cambaridae. The record is from RefSeq and is a predicted model, not a curated record.